CAAGACGCUGGUAGACGGAUUAGUUACACGUAUCGUAGGCCAGACUGUAGCCACCACAUUUGACGAAAACCUGAAAGGGGACUUCUUAAAAGGUAUAUUUUACAGCAUUCACAAUUUGUAUUCCAUGUUGUAGUUGAACUGUAUGGAUAAACAUUCACCCUGAAACUCUGAUAUCUUGCUUUAUUUGCUAGAAAGCUAUGGUUAGCGUCUUCUUGCUAGCUAGCUUCCUGGCUUUGGGCGGCUAGGAAGCGCGUUCUACAGCAGUGCGUGCAGCUAGCUAACAUUUAAUACAGUAACGUUAUAGCUACAUGGUACAUACCUGAUAGCUAAUUUUUAUUCAUCAGGGGUUGAGAAGAUAUUGGGCUUAGUUUUGCAGCGUUAAAGAUGCAUAGCUAGCUAGUUAAUAACAAUUGGCUGUUAUUGUGCCGAAGCCGAAGGCCCCUCCGUUGUAGUUAGCUACAGUAGCUAGCUUGCAACUAUGUUGUUCUGGGCUGGGAAACGUAUUAUUAUUUAUGUGAGGGACAUCAAUGGACAUCUAAUUAGCUAUUGAAUGAUUGAAGAUGGUAACAUUUCAGUUUCACAGUCGUGCUAAGGAGACUUGAAUCCCAAGGCGCUAAUGUGGGGCCUACAAUUUUUGAUUUAUACAUGUUAAUAGGCUUUAGUUACAUCAUCAGUUGAAAUGACUGAACACCAUUUUUGCCCAAUUUCAGAAUAAACUUCUCUGUGCCCUGGAGGUUUGAGGAUGGAGGACAGUGAGGGUCACAGCUCUGCACCCCAAGGAUCUGGUGAUGGAGCGAUGAGCACUAUGAAUUUAUAUGCCACUCUGGGGCUCUCUCCAGAAGACGUGGAUGCUCUGGCCCAGAUUCCAGAGAACGAGAUAAGUGUGGAGACGUUGCCUUAUCUGAUAAUGCAACUGAAGGCCAAACGAGCCAAGCAAGAGGGGCAGGGAGAGGCCUCCCCGAAGAGAGACAGCCAGCAGGAGGAUACAGAUGAUGGAGACCGCAGCAAACAGGACAGUCCCCCUGCAGUCCCUCCCCAGUCCAACAGCCAUUGUGACACUGACUAUAGGAAAGUGGAGAUUCACAGUCGACCAGAGCGGACUGAGGCAAGGAGAGGUUCCCGUCGCGCUAGGUUCUCAAGGGAAAAACCAUCCGACAGCCAGCAAAAGUUUCCUUUCUCCUAUCAAGUGGAUGAUUUUCAUGGAGUUGUGCCCAAGAUUUACCCACACACAUGCUCUCUAUGCUUCUGCAUGUUGAAUUCUUCCAAGGUAAGCUUUGUUAUAUUUCAAUACUCUUGCUGUUGGACUGUAUAUCUAUAUACUUUUAAUCAGAACACUUCAACUUGUAUGAUGGCAUUCAUUUAGCUUAAUGAGUUUGCUUUUUUCACAGACAUGGAAGGAACAUCUCAAUGGAUUACGACAUGCGGAGGGCUGUCGAGAACUCUUGCGCCUGUAAGUGUUUUCAUGCAAAGUAAAAUAUUUAGAAAAUGGACUGAUACAGGUCACAAAAUCAAUUGAGAUAUUUCCUAUUACCUGGUUUUAUUCAAAAUCGUUUUUUUUUCUCGUUUCUGUUUUUUUACAGAUAUCCAGAUUGGAAAAUACAUGAUACCGAGAUGGAAAUGUGAGGGGCAUGAAAUUCAGCUUUAAGUUGAAAACAGCCAUGUCAUGAUGUAAAACCAUUAGCUAUUCCUCAUCUUACUUAGCACUGUUUACGUUACCUUCCAGGUCCAACUCCAUCCCAAGUAGAGAUGCUAUUUCACCGCCCAGAAAAAUGCCACGUCCUGCUAUGCCUAACAAGAGACAACAUAGCUCAGACCGUGUAGGAGGUGAUAAACCGAGUCCCGUUCAAAAGUCAAGUUUGAUCCAGACCAAAUAAGGUCCAAUUGCAAACCAUUUGAAAAUAAAUACUAUCUCCUUUCAUGUUUUCAUCUUUAGGUGAAGUCUGGUCUGCACCAGAAAGACACCAUUUGAAGCCCAAGGUAAUGAUGCCACUUUUGUGGCAUUGUUUUCUUAUAAAUAGAGCAUUUUUUAUUGACUUAUGAUGUUGUUUAUUUGCUUAAAGCUAGCUGCGUGCUUGAAUGUGUGAUUUAUAUUUUGCUUCAGGCUGGCACGAAGGUGGUGGUCACAAAAUUUCCCCAUGGCUCUGUUUGUGUUGAAGACUUGAUGGCUUUGGCUAAGCCAUUCGGCACAGUUGUAAAACAUCUUGUGUUCCCCUGCAAGGUAAGUCACACAAAUUGAUAAGAAAAACUGAGGAAUAAACACUGUAAACUCUUGACCGCUUAAGGAUCGGAACCCUUUUUUUCAAUUUUCGCCUAAAAUGACAUACCCAAAUCUAACUGCCUGUAGCUCUGGACCUGAAGCAAGGAUGUGCAUAUUCUUGAUGCCAUUUGAAAGGAAACACUUUGAAGUUUGUGGAAAUGUGAAAUUAAUGUAGGAGAAUAUAACAUCUUAGAUCUGGUAAAAGAUAAUACAAACAAAAAAACAUGCGUUUUCUAUUUAUUUUUUUGUUCCAUAUUUGAAAUGCAAGAGGAAGGCCACAAUAUAAUAUUGCAGUUUAGGCGCAAUGUGUGCAACGUUUCAGAUUGAUCCAGUGAAGCGUUGCAAUACUGGACUAUUUUGUAUCAAGUUUGCCCAAAUGUGCCGAAUUGGUCAAUUGAUACAUUUUCAAGUACAUAACUAUAGAAAACAAAAAAAAGAUAUGGUAAUACAAAAUGUAAGUUUACACACUCCCAUUAGCUUAUACGCUAACUUUCACACAUCUAGAUGGCCGGGUGGGGUGGGUGUGGAGCCAGAGACAGCAGGGGCUCAAACUGUAGAACCCAGUUCCUACAUUUGAAAAUAAAAAUUGAUUUUAUCAAACAAAACUAUGCUACAACUAUACUACAUUUUAUCUCUGGGACUCUUAGGAUGACAAAUCAGAGCAAGAUUACUGAAUGUAAGUACAUUAUUUACCUUCAGAGGUGAAUGUAUCAAAACAGUUGCCGUGAUACGUUCUUUGUUGUUGUGCACUCUCCUCAAACAAUAGCAUGGUGUUUUUUCACUGUAAUAGCUACUGUGAAUUGAAUAGUGCAGUUAGAUUAACAAGAAUGUAAGCGUUCUGCCCAUGUAAGACAUGUCUAUAUCCUGGAAAGUUUGCUGUUACUUACAACAGUCAAACUAAUCACAUUAGUGCACGUUAGUUCAACCGUCCCGUAUACGGGACACCGAUCCCAAAAUUGCUCCGCCAUUUCCUGGUUGCACAAAUUCUAAUAGUUCGCCUAAUUUUAGUGUAUGUGACAAAACAAGCAAGUACAGUGCCUUGCAAAAGUAUUCAUCCCGCUGUUGCGUUUUUCCUAUUUUGUUGCAUUACAACCUGUAAUUUAAAUUGAUUUCAUGUAAUGGACAUACACAAAAUAGUCCAAAUUGGUGAAGUGAAAUGAAAAAAUGUCUACAAAAUGAAUAAUGGGAAAGUGGUGCGUGCAUAUGUAGCUCAGUUGGUAGAGCAUGGCGUUUGCAACGCCAGGGUUGUGGGUUCGAUUCCCACGGGGGGCCAGUAUGAAAAAUGUAAUAAAAAAAUGUAUGCACUCACUAAUUGUAAGUCGCUCUGGAUAAGAGCGUCUGCUAAAUGACUAAAAUGUAAUGUAUUCACCCCCUUUGCUAUGAAGCCCCUAAAUAAGAUCUGGUGCAACCAAUUACCUUCAGAAGUCACAUAAUUAGUUAAAUAAAGUCCACCUGUGUGACAUCUAAGUGUAACAUGAUCUCAGUGUAUAUAUACACCUGUUCUGAAAGGCCACAGAGUCUGCAACACCACUAAGCAAGGGGCACCACCAAGCAAGCUCUCCAAACAGGUCAGGGACGAAGUUGUGGAGAAGUACAGAUCAAGGUUGGGUUAUAAAAACAUAUCAGAAACUUUGAACAUCCCACGGAGCACCAUUUUAAAAUCCAUUAUUAAAAAAUGGAAAGAAUAUGGCACCACAACAAACCUGUCAAGAGAGGGCCACCCACCAAAACUCACGGACCAGGCAAGGAGGGCAUUAAUCAGAGAGCCAACAAAGAGACCAAAGAUAACCCUGAAGGAGCUACAAACCUCCACAGCGGAGAUUGGAGUAUCUGUCCAUAGGACCACUUUAAGCUGUACAUUCCACAGAGCUGGGGUUUCCGGAAGAGUGGCCAGGAAAAAGCCAUUGCUUAAAGAAAAAAAUAUGCAAACACGUUUGGUGUUCGUCAAAAUGCAUGUGGGAGACUCCCCAAACAUAUGGGAGAAGGUACUCUGGUCAGAUGAGACUCAAAUUGAGCUUUUUGGCCAUCAAGGAAAACGCUAUGUCUGGCGCCAACCCAACACCUCUCAUCACCCCGUUUUUCAUUGGCAGGGAAACUGGUCAGAAUUGAAGGAAUGAUGGAUGGUGCUAAAUACAGGGAAAUUCUUGAGGAAAACCUGUUUCAGUCUUCCAGAAAUUUGAGACUGGGACGGCGGUUCACCUUCCAGCAGGACAAUGACCCUAAGCAUGCCGCUAAAGCAGCACUUGAGUGGUUUAAGGGGAAACAUUUUAAAUGUCUUGGAAUGGCCUAGUCAAAGCCCAGACCUCAAUCCAAUUGAGAAUCUGUGGUAUGACUUAAAGAUAGCUGUACACCAGCGGAACCCAUCCAACUUGAAGGAGCUGGAGCAGUUUUGCCUUGAAGAAUGGGCAAAAAUCCCAGUGGCUAGAUGUGCCAAGCUUAUAGAGACAUACCCCAAGAGACUUGCAGCUGUAAUUGCUGCAAAAGGUGGCUCUACAAAGUAUUUGCAUCUUCAAAAUGGUAGGCAUGUUGUGUAAAUCAAAUGAUACAAACCCCCCAAAAAUCAAAUUUAAUUCCAGGUUGUAAGACAACAAAAUAGGAAAAAUGCCAAGAGGGAUGAAUACUUUCGCAAGCCACUGUAUAGUGUAGAGAAACACCGUUCAACUGACGACCGAAGUGUACGUGCACGGCCUGCCACAAGGAGUCGCUAGAGCGCGAUGAGCCAAGUAAAGCCCCCCGGCCAAACCCUCCCUUAACCCAGACGACGCUGGGCCAAUUUUGCGCCACCGGGUCACGGCCGGUUGUGACACAGCCUGGGAUCGAACCCGGGUCUGUAGUGACGCCUCAAGCACUGCAAUGCAGUGCCUUAGACCGUUGCGCCACUCGGGAGACUUUAGACUUGCUUUCAAUGAGAAUGAGAGAUCUAUAUGUGAAUUUGGUCGAGUCGCCCAAAAACGUACAUAUUGCAGCUUUAACAUUCUCUUAAAAAAAAAAAAGUUGCAUCUGUAGUUGAAUGUCUAUUGGAUGAUUCAGUGUUGUAUUUUUGUUACAGGGCUUCCUGGAGUUUGGUUUGCACAAAGAGGCAGUCAAUAUGGUGAAUCACUACAGUGAAAAGCAAGCUUUCGUGAAGGGACUUAAGUUGACUCUGUACCUGUCACCUAUGGUGUGCAGUAUUUAUGUAAGUGCAUCUGCCUCUUUAAAAUUUUGAGAUUCUGUAUUCUUAAUCACAGAGAUCCCAGUAUGAGCUUGUUUUUUUCCUUUAGCCGCCAAGGUUGGAUGAACCACCAGAAAAACGGCAGACCAAACAAGUUACCAAUACAGUGGUUUGUUUUUCCCGCAUACCUCCUGGGAAGGAAAGAGAACCAGAGAUUCUCGAUCUCGCCAAGAUGUUUGGGGAUGUGCGGCAUUCAACAUUUUCAAGCGAUCAGGUAAGGUUUGAGCAAUAUGGAAUUGAAGUGUGAUCAAUCAAAUUCUGCAAUUCUCUGGUGAUUUCAAAUAGAAAACAAUUAAAACAAUUUAACAAUGCAGUGUAUCUAUUUUUUUGUAUGACUAUAGUAGAUCAAUUCAACACCAAAACCUCCAUUAUGCAGCACCUUCUCUAGCUUUGUCUAAUGAAUUCUCCCUUAUUCAUCUGCAGGCCCUGAUUGAGAUGGUAGAUUGGAAAGAUGCUGACAUUAUGGUGAAGUACUACCACUCCAACCCCCUCAAGAUCAAUGGAAAGAGUGUCAAAGUAUUCUUGUCAUCGUCACUGAAGCGCCUGAGGUAAGUAAGAGUCCUUCAACUGGGGCUAUGGGACUCAUCAGGAAGUUUGUGUCAGGGAAGUUUACCUCAAUGGUUUUUGCCUUGUAGAGAAAGUCCUGACUCCACCACAUCCAGAAGAGCAGAUUCCAGUAAAGGCCGCAGCAGCAGACACAAGAGAGAGGAGACCAGCAAGACCUCAAACUCCACGAACAAAGAGAAACCCAGUACAGGCAAACAACCUGCUGAGAAAGUGAUGGAACAAGGAGAAGAUCAACAAUGCACCUCAGAGGAGGUCAAGGAAGUGGUCAAGCAGGUCAUCGAGGAGGUGGUCAAGAAGGAGGUGGUCAAGGAAGAGGACAUUGAUUUGGAAAAAAAAGAUCUAGACGAAGAGGGUGUCCAGGUGGAAGCUGAACAAAGCUUGUUAGAUGAUGAGGUUGGAGCUGGUGCUGGUGUUAAUACUAAAGACCCUGCUCCUUCCAAAAGUGCCUCUCUGGUGGCUGAUUCUAAAGAUAAGGGGGAACCCGAAAUCUCAGAACUGUUGGCAGACAAUACCUUGGAGGCUUCUGACAUAAAGGCUGCCGAUGAUCCAGCUCUGUGUGACGCUGAUGUCUCAGUGGAGAACAUGAUGGAACAGGAGAGCUUUCAUGAAGAUGUAAGAAAUUCUUGUCAUUCAUAUUUGUGACUGGAACCAACAAGAAAAGGCUUAUUGUUCCCAUUAUUUAAAAUAAGUUAAUGUCAAGUAACCAAGAUGUGGGUUCCGAGCAAUGUGUUCUUAAAGCAUGUGUGCUUCUACUCUUCAACGUAGUUUGUAGUUUGGUUGAUGCCUAGAACCACUCAAAUCUGGCUGAGGUUUCAAAUAAAAUUUCUGACACUUUAGAUUGAACCUUGACAAUCUAAACAAACAGUCAAGAUAUUUUCUGUGACUGUCAGCAAUGGCUGGUUUGAGUCAUGGAUUGUUGGAAUAUAGAGUUUGCUUGGUACCAUAGCACACUAUGUACAGUGCCUUCUGAAAGUAUUCAUACCCCUUGACUUACUCCACAUUUUGUUGUUACAGCCUGAAUUAAAAAUUGAUUACAUUGAAUUUCUCAUCCAUCUACACACAAUACGCAUUAUGACAAAGUGAAAACUAGUUUUUAGAAAUGUUUUCAAAUUUAUUUAAAUUAAUUUACAUAAGUAUUCACACCCCUGAGUAAAUAUGUUAGAAUCACCUUUCUGAGUAAGUCUCAAAUAGAUUUUCACACCUGGCUUGUACAAUAUUGGCACACAAUACUUUAAGCUCUGUGAAUACUUAUUGAACACAAGACAUUUCAGCUUUUAACCAUAAUUCCACUUUGACAUGGGGUAUUGUGUGUAGGCCAGUGACACAAUCUAAAUGUAAUCAAUUUUAAAUUCAGGCUGUAACACAACAAAAUGUGGAAAAAGUCUAGGGGUCUGAAUCCUUUCUGAAGGCACUGUAUGUAGGCUAGAUGAUGUGCUCAGGGGUUAUUAAUUCCAUCAGUUUUAUGAGUGCCCUACAAAUCAGAUGGAGAUAAGAUUUGAAGGGUCUCCUUAUGUUCCAUGGUUGAAUAUCAAAGGUGAUAGAGCCAUCUCUGUACAAGCUCCAAUUGUUUCCAGAAACCUAGACUGUCAGUAGUAAUCCAGAACAGGCGCUUAAGCACUUGAAAGUCAGCCAAACAUUGUGGAUCAGUAGACAUGCCUAUCUGUUCAGCCCUAACAUGGUUAACCUGGACUGACCCAAGCGGUUUGAAUAACAAAUGACAUUGACAGCUUAAAAUAUCCUUUGUAAUAGUGCAUCCACAGAGUUCACUUCCUAGCUUUAAGAGACUUUUGACAGAUUCCCAUUGCAACCUCCAAAAAUAUUUAUGAGGUUAGAUAUGAUUCUGGUGCAGCACUGUGGAACUUGAAACUCUUGUUCUUUAACUUAUUGAUGUUUUGGACUUAUUUCCAACAGGACAAUAUGGAUGACAUGGAUUUCCCUGAGAAUAUGGAUGAUUUUGUUACAUUGGAUGAACUCGACAACAAUACUGGAGGGGACACAUCGCUGGGUAAUCAAUGAAUGAUGCAAAACGUUCUUACUUGGCAGCAAAGGACAUAACAAUUAUUACGAUUGUUUAGCCUGUGUGGGUAACACAUGAAGAAAAUAAUCUGAAGAUCAUAAUUUUAUAGUAAUAAUUACUUUUGUUUUUAUUUGCAGAGUCAAAGGAUGCUUCAUGGGUUGGUAUUCCUCCAAAAACGACAUUGUUCAUUUAGAAACGUGUAGUUGAAUGUGUCAAGUGUAGAAAAGUUGCUUUAUCCAACAUUAUUGAUAGUAGGUUGCGCAGUAAAAUUGUUUUCUACAGGAUGGAAAAGUUGUCCAUAUUAGCCCAAUUAGAAAGGGCUAUGGAAACGUGGAGGUGGCCCUAUUGAAACUGGCAGAGCGAGCAAACGUGAAAGUUGUCAACCAUUCCAUAUCCUUCCUCAAACAGGAGGUAUGUUCAAAAUUAUGUUACUUGCAGAUAUGUUAUUUGGGGAUCAGUGUAUUUAUUCUUUAUGGGAAUAAUUUUGUCGCAGCAACAGUGGUGAAUAACAAUUUGACAAUGUAUUUCGGCAUACAGGGAGGAGUUUUACUCAACCCCUGAUUUGUGCAAGCGUUUGCUGUCCUAGUUUUUAUGACAUUGAGCUUUUUCUAUAUUUUCAGGCAUGGUUAGAGCUUGAAACUACAGAGGAAGUACGUGAAAUGGUGAAAUUCUACAAAGGCAAAGGAGAGUUGUUGCGGAAACGUGUCAAUGUUAGCAUGUGCUUUUCACAGAAAAAGUUGGAGGUGGGUUUGGUGUCUGCUAAAUGGUGUAGUAUCUAUGGUGUACAUGUUAUGCAUCUGAUGAGAGAUUUGAGUUACAGUGCAUUGGAAAGUAUUCAGUACCAUUGACUUUCCACAUUUUCUUACGUUACAGCCUUAUUGUAAAACUAAUUCAAUUGUCCCCCCCCCCCCCCCCCCCCAUCAAUCUACACACAAUACCCCAUAAUGACGAAGCAAGAAUAGUCUUUUAGAAAUGUUUGCUAAUUUAUUAAAAUUACAAAACUGAAAUAUUACAUUUACAUAAGUAUUCAGACCCUUUACUCAGUGCUUUGUUGAAGCACCUUUGGCAGCGAUUACAGCCACGAUUCUUCUUGGGUAUGACACUACAAGCUUGGCACACCUGUAUUUGGGGAGUUUCUCCAAUUCUUCUCUGCAGAUCCUCUCAAGCUCUGUCAGGUUGGAUGGGGAGCGUCGCUGCACAGCUAUUUUUGGGUCUUUCCAGAGAUGUUCGAUUGGGUUCAAGUCCAUGCUCUGGCUGGGCCACUAAAAGACAUUCAGAGACCGAAGCCACUCCUGUGUUGUCUUGGCUGUGUGCUUAGGGUCAUUGUCCUGUUGGAAGGUGACCCUUCGUCCCAGUCUGAGGUCCUGAGCGCACUGGAGCAGGUUUUCAUCAAGGAUCUCUCUGUACUUUGCUCCAUUCAUCUUUCCCUUGAUCCUGACUGGCCUCCCAGUCCCUGCUGCUGAAAGACAGUUUGCAUACCGCCCCAACAGAUCCACUCCACACUGCCCUUUCCCACCUGGACAAGAGGAACACCUACGUGAGAAUGCUAUUCAUUGACUACAGCUCAGCAUUCAACACCAUAGUGCCCUCAAAGCUCAUCACUAAGCUAAGGAUCCUGGGACUAAACACCUCCCUCUGCAACUGGAUCCUGGACUUCCUGACGGGCCGCCCCCAGGUGGUAAGGGUAGGUAACAACACAUCUGCCACACUGAUCCUCAACACGGGGGCCCCUCAGGGGUGCGUGCUCAGUCCCCUCCUGUACUCUCUGUUCACCCAUGACUGCAUGGCCAGGCACGACUCCAACACCAUCAUUAAGUUUGCCGACGACACAACAGUGGUAGGCCUGAUCAUCGACAACGAUGAGACAGCCUAUAGGGAGGAGGUCAGAGAUCUGGCCGUGUGGUGCCAGGACAACAACCUCUCCCUCAACGUGACCAAGACAAAGGAGAUGAUUGUGGACUACAGGAAAAAAAAGAGGACUGAGCACGCCCCCAUUCUCAUCGACGGGGCUGUAGUGGAACAGGUUGAGAGCUUCAAGUUCCUUGGUGUCCACAUCACCAACGAACUAUCAUGGUCCAAACACACCAAGACAGUCGUGAAGAGGGCACGACAAAGCCUAUUCCCCCUCAGGAGACUAAAAAGAUUUGGCAUGGGUCCUCAGAUCCUCAAAAAAUUCUACAGCUGCACCAUCGAGAGCAUCCUGACUGGUUGCAUCACCGCCUGGUAUGGCAACUGCUUGGCCUCUGACCGCAAGGCACUACAGAGGGUAGUGCGUACGGCCCAGUACAUCACAGGGGCAAAGCUCCCUGCCAUCCAGGACCUCUAUACCAGGCGGUGUCAGAGGAAGGCCCUCAAAAUUGUCAAAGACUCCAGUCACCCUAGUCAUAGACUGUUCUCUCUGCUACCGCACGGCAAGCGGUACCGGAGUGCCAAGUCUAGGUCCAAAAGACUUCUCAACAGCUUCUACCCCCCAAGCCAUAAGACUCCUGAACAGCUAAUCAUGGCUACCCGGACUAUUUGCACUGCCCCCCUUAAUUUCCCCCCCAAAAAUUUUUAAUCCCUUUUUCCCCCCCUUGGGCCCUUAAAAAAAACCCCCGGGGGGAAAAACCCCCCCCUUCUGCCCUUUUGAAUGUCAUAAAGUGCUUAUCAACAUUAUGAUAUAGGUUGCGCAGUAAAAUUGUUUUCUACAGGAUGGAAAAGUUGUCCAUAUUAGCCCAAUUAGAAAGGGCUAUGGAAACGUGGAGGUGGCCCUAUUGAAACUGGCAGAGCGAGCAAACGUGAAAGUUGUCAACCAUUCCAUAUCCUUCCUCAAACAGGAGGUAUGUUCAAAAUUAUGUUACUUGCAGAUAUGUUAUUUGGGGAUCAGUGUAUUUAUUCUUUAUGGGAAUAAUUUUGUCGCAGCAACAGUGGUGAAUAACAAUUUGACAAUGUAUUUCGGCAUACAGGGAGGAGUUUUACUCAACCCCUGAUUUGUGCAAGCGUUUGCUGUCCUAGUUUUUAUGACAUUGAGCUUUUUCUAUAUUUUCAGGCAUGGUUAGAGCUUGAAACUACAGAGGAAGUACGUGAAAUGGUGAAAUUCUACAAAGGCAAAGGAGAGUUGUUGCGGAAACGUGUCAAUGUUAGCAUGUGCUUUUCACAGAAAAAGUUGGAGGUGGGUUUGGUGUCUGCUAAAUGGUGUAGUAUUCUAUGGUGUACAUGUUAUGCAUCUGAUGAGAGAUUUGAGUUACAGUGCAUUGGAAAGUAUUCAGUACCAUUGACUUUCCACAUUUUCUUACGUUACAGCCUUAUUGUAAAACUAAUUCAAUUGUCCCCCCCCCCCCCCCCAUCAAUCUACACACAAUACCCCAUAAUGACGAAGCAAGAAUAGUCUUUUAGAAAUGUUUGCUAAUUUAUUAAAAUUACAAAACUGAAAUAUUACAUUUACAUAAGUAUUCAGACCCUUUACUCAGUGCUUUGUUGAAGCACCUUUGGCAGCGAUUACAGCCACGAUUCUUCUUGGGUAUGACACUACAAGCUUGGCACACCUGUAUUGCCACUUUAUUUUUACUUCUGCUCUUUUUUUCUCAACACUUUUUUGUUGUUGUUUUAUUCUUACUUUUUUGUUUAAAAUAAAUGCACUGUUGGUUAAGGGCUGUAAGUAAGCAUUUCCCUGUAAUGUCUGCACCUGUUGUAUUCGGCGCAUGUGACCAAUAAAAUUUGAUUUGAUUUGAUUUGAAAACAUCCCCACAGCAUGAUGCUGCCACCACCAUGCUUCACAGUAGGGAUUGUGCUAGGUUUCCUCCAGACGUGACACAACAUUCAGGCCAUGAGUUCCAUCUUGGUUUUAUCAGACCAGAGAAUCUUGUUUCUCAUGGUCUGAGAAUCAUUAAGGUGCUUUUUUUCAAACCAAGCGGGCUGUCGUGACUUUUACUGAGGAGUGGCUUCCGUCUGGCCACUCUACCAUAAAGGCCUGAUUGGUGGAGUGCUGCAGAGAUGGUUGUCCUUCUGGAAGGUUCUCCCAUCUCCACAGAGGAACUCUGGAGCUCUGUCAGAGUGACCAUCGGGUUCUUGGUCACCUCCCUGACCAAGGCCCUUCUCCCCCGAUUGUUCAGUUUGGCUGGGCGGCCAGCUGUAGGAAGAGUCUUGGUGAUUCCAAACUUCUUCCAUUUAAGAAUGAUGGAGACCACUGUGUUCUUGGGGACAUUCAAUGCUGCAGAAAUGUUUUGGUACCCUUCCCCAGAUCUGUGCGUAGACACAAUCCUAUCUUGAAGCUCUACGGACAAUUCCUUCAACCUCACGGCUUGGUUUUUGCUCUGACGUGCACUGUCAACAGUGGGACCUUAUAUAGCCAGGUGUGUGCUUUUCCAAAUCAUGUCCUAUCAAUUGAAUUUACCACAGGGGGACUCUAACCAAGUAGAAACAUCUCAAGGAUGAUCAGUGGAAACAGGAGCUCAAUGCACCUGAGCUCAAUUUCGAGUCUCAUAGCAAAGGGUCUGAAUACUUAUGUAAAAAAAGGUUUUUCAGUUUUUUAUAUUUAAUAAAAUUGCAAACAUUUCUAAAAAUCUGUUUUCGCUUUGUCAUUAUGGGGUAUUGUGUGUAGAUUGAGGGGAAUAAGGCUGCAAUGUAACAAAAUGUGGAAUAAGUCAAGGGGUCUGAAUACUUUCCAAAUGCACUGUAUUAUAAACUCAACUACACACUAGCAUAAAUAUUUGUAACACAAAGAUGCAUACUAUGUGUAAUGUGACUUUGUUUCUGUCAAUGUAGAGUCCUAGUGGGAGGUCCAUCUACAUUUCUAUGCUUCCACUCCAGAAGUACUCGGACGUCUCUCUGUUGCGACUUGCCCAGCCUUUCGGGAAAAUCACUGGCUAUAAUUUGAACUGGCGUCAUGGAAAGGUAAAGUUUCACCGGCCCAUUUUUUAGGGGGGAGUUUGUUUUUCUAUUGAUAACGGACUCUCACAUGGAUUUCUUUUUUCUUCUUUCAGUGUUAUAUCCAGUUGGAGAGUGUGGAAGCCGCUCAGAAAAUGGUCAAGUACUUCCAACGUCCACACAAGUUUUACGGCACCCUGUUAAGGGUCAGUUUGUGCAAAAAGGGAGACUCAUUAAUAUACUGGUAAAUCAUUUUCAAUUACCCCUAAGGAUAUGCAGUAGAGUAGAUUAUGGAAAUUAUAGUUAGACAAAAUGGAAUUUGAAUAAUGCUAGUAUCCUGUCCAUGUCCACUGCCAGUUUAAUUGAUUAUCUAUUGGAAGAAGAUACAGCCAAUAAAAUAAUCUGAUAAAGAAUGUUGUGAUCUAUGGUUAAACUGGACUGUAUGAGGGUUGUAUCUAAGUACACUUUCAUGAUAUAGUACUGCAUGAUAUUAUAUUCUGCUCCUGAUGCAGGAAGCCACCAGUCAAAUAUGAGCUGUGGUUGGCCGGUCAGAAAAACAGAAGAUCAAGAGAUCACCAUGGAGAUGAAAAGACCAAUGGCCAGUCAGCCAAAAGCCCCUGUCCAGAGGUGAAACAUGGUUAUUUGCUAUGUUUUUGUUUCCUUAAUUAAAACAAGGUGCAAGAUUGCCUUGUUAGUUAAAUGCUAGCUCAAUAUUUAUGUAUUUAAUUUAGACAUGUUCGUGAACAAUCCUUUUACAGUUACCGGUUAGUCAAGAAGUAAUCAGUCAAUGCACUUCGCACAGAGAAGAGUGAAGAUAUGUCUUGGUGUUGGUCUCAGGCUAAUUAGAACAAAUGAGUGAUAGACAUGAUUGUGUUUGUAUGGCCAGGAUGUCCAGAGCCCUGUGUCUGACAGUGAGGGGGUCUGUGGGGACCCUGAGGGUGAGGAAGCCAGUGGUGUGGAAGCUAUCCCAGAGGGAGAGGAGGAGGAGAAGCAGGAGGAACCUCUGGGUCCUUAUCAACCUGACAACCCUGUUGGUAAGAGGCUGGAGAAAAACAGACUUCUGUUUGUGUGGCUGCCUUUUUUUAAUUAUCGUGUGACAGGGAUCUAAUAAAUAUAUUUUUUUCUGCCAUAUCGUCAGAACACAAACAUGUUUUUUUUUUCUCUCCUUUUACUUGCAGGGUUAGACUAUCUGGUACCAAGGACUGGAUUCUUCUGCAAGCUGUGCAACAUCUUCUACACCAAUGAGAAAACAGCCAAAUCAGUCCACUGUUGCAGUGAGGAACAUUACCUGAACCUUAAGGUAAUUUUCAACUAUGACAAGAGUCAAUUUUAUGAAUCAUACUUUGUGGCGUAUUAGUCGGAAAAUGUAGUUGACCUUGGAGGCCAGAAUAUAUAUUCUCAACAUUCCUCAGGGUUCAAUGUUAAAUGUCGAAUAUUCAUCCGUCAAGGGAAACCUUGUUUACUUAAGCUAGUAUCACCUAUGCUUGUGGAAUCUCAACCAAAUUGAAAGAUAUGGGACUUUUUAGGGGAUCUGUUUUAGCUGGUGUUAUGGGUUAACAUAGAUAAUGGAUUGACAAUGUACACUGAUUUUAUUUUAUUUUUUCAGAGAAAGAUGGAUAAAGAUACAGACCUCGGCUGAUUGAGAGGAUUGUCGUCCACCUGUAGUCUUCCCAGAGGAAGGCCGUUUUAGUAUAAACAUUUUGUCCAGUUUGUUUUUAACAUUCCAGUCUUUUCUGUUUCUGUUGACAACAUUAUGUUACCCAUUUGAAAUUAAUUAAUGCAGCCUAUUACGAAACGUAGUCCCAUUCUGUGGUUAUGAAUAGUACCUGGAUAUAGUUUCCUCUUAUUGAAUAAACAAGUGUUUGACUUAUUCUUUGACUUCUGGAAUUACUUUUGUCACGUCUUAUGGCUAACAUUUACUCUGAACCUACUGACCUUAACAUAUUUGACAGAGGCCUAUGGUUGUUUGUCAAUGGUCAACUGUCAUUUAUCAAUGACAAGGACAUGUGCACAGGAGCGGCUGGAACUACAUCCCAGAAUGUGCCAUUACCCAGAGAACCAUCUGGUGCUUGACUGUGACAGCAGAGAGGGCUAAGAUCCACCCAGCCUGUGGCAAGGAGCAGUACAUCGUUGGAGGAAAGGACAAAUGGGGGAGAUUGUUUGGUCUAAACCAACAUGAAAGAUUUACGCCAUACAGGCCUAGAUGCUUUUGAAUGAUAAACCAAUAGGGGAGAGUUCAGUAAACGUAUUCCAUAAAAUUUCACACACCCUGGGCAAUAAAAAUUGUUCCGCACUUUAUAUACAAGCUCCCAGUAAUUUAUUGGGUAAA
This is a messenger RNA of Coregonus sp. 'balchen', 15226 nucleotides long. The record is from the annotation of a GenBank genome assembly. NCBI's taxonomy places the organism in Eukaryota, Metazoa, Chordata, Actinopteri, Salmoniformes, Salmonidae.